Lampris incognitus (smalleye Pacific opah) is the source of this 2551-nucleotide messenger RNA. It is a transcript of the gene gpr157, whose product is annotated as G protein-coupled receptor 157. Gene Ontology annotation, cellular component: plasma membrane. Gene Ontology annotation, biological process: adenylate cyclase-activating G protein-coupled receptor signaling pathway; cell surface receptor signaling pathway. The record is from RefSeq and is a predicted model, not a curated record. The coding region runs from base 352 to 1350 and encodes 332 amino acids. The transcript is spliced from 4 exons. Gene Ontology annotation, molecular function: G protein-coupled receptor activity. Lineage: Eukaryota; Metazoa; Chordata; Actinopteri; Lampriformes; Lampridae.
UCCGGGUAAACGUCUCAAAACAAGUCUGCGAGACAGGGAGGGGUUAAACACCGGGAGAAAGUUCCGUCUGGCAGGCCAACUCCGCGGAACAAAACAGUAGACAAAAAGUUUGUAAAAGCUCUUUUUAUUAUUAUUAUUAUUAUUAUUAACCGAAGCGACAUCCUGCUUCCGAUCUUACCCGGCUUGAAAAGAAAAUAAUGAAUUUGAAGGAUCUGAGUACAACCAGAAAACUUCUACUAUGGAAUUCAUACACAGGUGCGGAAGACUGGGAAUUUUCUCCCAUCUGUCAAAGUAGACUGAUAAUAUUAUAAUAAGAAGAACAAUAACACGCGCGCCGGAUCAAAUCAGAGUAUGGCGAGUGGAAACCAGACGACUGUGUACGUCUCGGAGCAGGUGGUGGUCUUGUUGUCGUGUGCCCUGUCGUUGGCGGGGUCUUCCCUGAUCAUCGUGACCCACGUCGCCUGGUCAGAUCUGAGGACAACUCCGCGCAAACUGCUGCUGUACCUGUCGGUAGCCGACCUGUUGUCCGCGGUCUCUUACUCGUACGGCGCGCUGAGGGCGUUUGGAGCGGACUCGGCGGACUGCGUGGCCCAGGGAGGGCUGUCCACCUUCGCCAACACCAGCUCCUUCUUCUGGACGGUGGCCGUCGCCGCGUACCUUUACGUCUGCAUCGUGAGGUCGGACCACGCACUCGCCGACAGCUUGGUGCCGUUUUUCCACAUCGUCAGCUGGGGUAUUCCUUUUGCCAUUACUGUGACAGCCCUGUGCCUGGACAAGAUUGGCUAUGAUGCCUCAGAGGUGUCAGUAGGCUGGUGCUGGGUCAGGAUCCAGGCUCCUGACCACAUUCUGUGGAUGCUGCUGACGGGCAAAAUUUGGGAAAUCCUGGCAUAUUUCAUCCUCCCUGUCCUCUACAUCCUGAUCAAGAGGCACAUCCACAGGGCGCAUGCUGCCCUGUCUGAGUAUCGACCCAUCUUGGCAAGCAGGUCUUCAUCUCAGUCUUUCUCCACCAUGGCUGACAGGAAGCUUACCCUCAUCCCCAUCAUCUUCAUCACCUUGCGCAUUUGGAGCACAGUCCGCUUCCUGCUGCUGCUAGCUGGCUCCCCAGCUAGGCAGAACCCAGUGCUAGUCACUUUGCAUGGUAUUGGCAACACGUUCCAGGGAGCAGCCAACUGCAUCAUGUUUGUCCUGUUCACCGAGCCCAUUCGAGCUCGCCUCUCCUCUGUAUUCUGCUGCUGCUGUUGUUCCAAGCCCCAAGCUGGAGCCACCCAUUCAAGCGACCCCUCCCACAAGCCACUGCUUGGUUGGGGUAAUCCUGCCCAGGGAGAGGCUGGGCAGAUUGAUGAUUCUUAAUGCCAGGGAUGAGAGGAUGAUAAAGGAAAAAGAUGGAGAAGUAGGUGAGGGGGGAUAAGACUCCAUUUUGCACAGUAUUCAUUAUGGCAUGUGCCUGCAAAGAGAUAAGAGAAUUCUGCAGGUGUUCAUUACAUAUCAGACACACAUGCACUUUGGCUGAUGAGAAUCGCUUAUUGAAGCCGGACCCCUCUGCUUAAUCGUCCACCAACGUUUGGCGACACAUUUCUGAGCGUUUCACAUUGAAAUGGAUUGCACAUGCAUGUUAUGUGCUUGUUUUUUUUUCCUCAGAUACAUCAGAGAUCUGGAAACUUACAGUGAAAUGCUAUUGAACAUGCACUUUUUCCUCUUUCUUCUUCUCUAUUAAAAAGAAACACCUUUUGAAAGUGAUGACUUUAUUUAUCAUAUACUGUAUGUAUUCAUGUAUAUUCUGGGCUGAACUUUGUGAACUGGGUUUGACUAAUGACUCUUAGUGCUUACAUCCAUGGUCAGUGCGUAUUUAUAAAAAUACUCUUAUUUUAUCAUAGUUUUCUAUUGUAUGGCUAUUCCAAAGAUUAAAUAAACAUGGGUGUCCAGGUAGCGUAGUGGUCUAUUCCAUUGCCUACCAGCACGGGGAUUGCCGGUUCAAAUCCCCAUGUUACCUCCAGCUUGGUCAGGCGUCCUUACAGACACAAUUGUCCGUGUCUGCGGGUAGGAAGUCGGAUGUGGGUAUGUGUCCUGGUCGCUGCACUAGCGCCUCCUCUGGUCGCUUGGGACGCCUGUUUGGGGGGAAGGGGGAACUGGGGGGAAUAGCGUGAUCCUCCCAUGUGCUACGCCCCCGUGGUGAAACUCCUCGCUGUCAGGUGAAAAGAAGCGGCUGGCGACUCCACAUGUCUCAGAGGAGGCAUGUGGUAGUCUGCAGCCCUCCCCGGAUUGGCAGAGGGGGUGGAGCAGCGACAGGGACCGCUCGGAAGAGUGGGGUAAUUGGCCAGAUACAAUUGGGGAGAAAAAGGGGGAAAAUUAAAAGAAAAAAAUAUGAUGAAAAUAAUAUAUUCGGUGUUCAUUAUGUGAAAGAGCCCAGUCUCUCAACCCCUAAAACCUAAUUUUGCCCUGCUAGCAUACACAUGCAGUGGUAUAUGCAAUGAUAUAUGUACAGAUUGUGGACAGUGGAAAGAUUGUAUAAAAAAAGAUUUGUUUUUUCUUAAAAGAAAUAAAACAAAUGAGC